AUGGAUGCUGCUUUGCUCCUGAACGUGGAAGGGGUCAGGAAAACCAUUCUUCACGGGGGCACGGGCGAGCUCCCCAACUUCAUCACCGGAUCCCGAGUGAUCUUUCAUUUCCGCACCAUGAAAUGUGAUGAGGAGCGCACGGUCAUCGACGACAGCCGGCAGGUGGACCAGCCCAUGCAUAUCAUCAUUGGGAACAUGUUCAAGCUCGAGGUCUGGGAGAUCCUGCUCACCUCCAUGAGGGUGCACGAGGUGGCCGAGUUCUGGUGCGAUACCAUCCACACGGGGGUCUACCCCAUCCUGUCCCGGAGCCUGCGGCAGAUAGCCCAGGGCAAGGACCCCACGGAGUGGCAUGUGCACACAUGCGGGCUGGCCAACAUGUUCGCCUACCACACGCUGGGCUACGAGGACCUGGAUGAGCUGCAGAAGGAGCCUCAGCCUCUGAUCUUUGUGAUCGAGCUGCUGCAGGUUGACGCCCCGAGUGAUUACCAGAGGGAGACCUGGAACCUGAGCAAUCAUGAGAAGAUGAAGGUGGUACCCGUCCUCCACGGAGAGGGCAAUCGGCUCUUCAAGCUGGGCCGCUACGAGGAGGCCUCUUCCAAGUACCAGGAGGCCAUCAUCUGCCUAAGGAACCUGCAGACCAAGGAGAAGCCGUGGGAGGUGCAGUGGCUGAAGCUGGAGAAGAUGAUCAACACUCUGACCCUCAACUACUGCCAGUGCCUGCUGAAGAAGGAGGAGUAUUACGAGGUGCUGGAACACACCAGUGACAUUCUCAGGCACCACCCAGGCAUCGUGAAGGCCUACUAUGUGCGUGCCCGGGCUCACGCGGAGGUGUGGAACGAGGCCGAGGCCAAGGCGGACCUCCAGAAAGUGCUGGAGCUGGAGCCAUCCAUGCAGAAGGCGGUGCGCAGGGAGCUGAGGCUGCUGGAGAACCGCAUGGCGGAGAAGCAGGAGGAGGAGCGGCUGCGCUGCCGGAACAUGCUGAGCCAGGGAGGCACGCAGCCUCCCGCAGAGCCACCGGCAGAGCCCCCCACAGCACCACCUGCGGGGCUGUCCACAGGGCCGCCUGCAGAGCCACCGGCAGAGCCCCCCACAGCACCACCUGCGGAGCUGUCCACAGGGCCAGCUGCGGAGCCACUGGCAGAGCUCCCCACAGCACCACCUGCGGAGCUGCCCACAGGGCCGCCUGCAGAGCCACCGGCAGAGUUCCCCCUGUCCCCAGGGCACUCACUGCAGCACUGA
Messenger RNA from Piliocolobus tephrosceles (Ugandan red Colobus), 1239 nucleotides. It is a transcript of the gene AIPL1, whose product is annotated as AIP like 1 HSP90 co-chaperone. Gene Ontology annotation, molecular function: protein binding; peptidyl-prolyl cis-trans isomerase activity. The coding region runs from base 1 to 1239 and encodes 412 amino acids. NCBI's taxonomy places the organism in Eukaryota, Metazoa, Chordata, Mammalia, Primates, Cercopithecidae. The transcript has 6 exons. The record is from RefSeq and is a predicted model, not a curated record.